This is a messenger RNA of Pristis pectinata (smalltooth sawfish), 2816 nucleotides long. RefSeq names its product mitochondrial fission process 1 (gene mtfp1). NCBI's taxonomy places the organism in Eukaryota, Metazoa, Chordata, Chondrichthyes, Rhinopristiformes, Pristidae. Gene Ontology annotation, biological process: mitochondrial fission. Gene Ontology annotation, cellular component: mitochondrion. The transcript is spliced from 4 exons. The record is from RefSeq and is a predicted model, not a curated record. The coding region runs from base 236 to 736 and encodes 166 amino acids.
AGCAGCAGCAUCGGGUUACAGGCACCGUGACUCAGCGAGAGCUGGAAACGCCCCGGCAAGGCGUCAGCACUCUGGAGCGGAGAUGGUCUGACGUGAGCUUCUGGGGAGGAACUAACCACAGUCCCGGGUCGGAGCCGGAGUCUUCCUGCAGUUCCCCCAGUCGCCGCCCCGUUCCUCCGCCGGCGCUCGCCGUGGGCGGGGGGCGAAGGGGAAGGGAUCCAGUGCCGGGACCGGGAUGGACGGCCCAGGAUCUGCGGCUGGCGUGCGGAAGGUUGACAUCUACCGGGACACGUGGGUGCGGUUUCUUGGAUAUGCUAAUGAAGUUGGUGAAGCAUUCCGGGCGCUAGUACCCGUUGGUCUGGUCUGGGCCAGUUAUGGAAUAUCAACUGCAUAUGUGACAGCUGAUGCAGUAGACAAGGGAAGGAAAGCGGCUGCUACUCAUGGAGACGGACCUGGAAAAACUUUGAAGGUUGGUGCAGCAGUGGUGGAUACUUUUAUCUGGCAGGCUUUGGCAUCAGUUGCAAUUCCAGGAUUCACCAUCAAUCGAUUGUGUGCAGCUUCCCUUUUCCUCCUGGGGAAAACUACAAGGUGGCCACUGCCUAUGAGAAAGUGGACAACCACUGCUAUCGGCUUGUCCGCCAUUCCGGUCAUUAUAACUCCCAUUGAUAGGUCUGUGGAUUUUCUUUUGGAUUCUACAUUACGAAAAUUGUAUGGAACAGAACAACACAAGCCAUAACAAAAAGCAAUUGGAACUUUUGCAAAAGGGGAGUUUUAACAGCAAGAUUGAUACACUGUAGCUUUAAAUAACAUUGCAAGGCAAUGAUCCCUCUUCUUCAACUCUGGAGACUUCUAUUUUUCCCCAAACAGUGGAUGAGGUGAUUUUAUAAUCAACAGCCAGGUGCUUGUUUAUAUAAUUGAAGUCUUUUACCAAAGUAUAGAGAUGUGUGCCUUUCUAUAUGCAUGUGAGAAAAUGAUUAUGUCAAUGGAUAGAUUAGUGAACAGAAGAACAUCUUCUAUUUAAAAGGUACUAUGUUUGUAUCUCAAUCAAAAUAACAUGUAUAGAUUUGGUUACUUUUUCUAUUUAAACACACAACUGCCAGAAUUUUGUUUCAUUAGCCACAUAUCCAUUUCAAAGUUUUAUGCAAUCUCGCCUGACACUUCAGGCACAGCCCUACCUGGGCUGCUAGUCAUAUGUGGUGGGUGUGGAUCAAUACUCCAACAUGAAAAAAUGGAAGCAGUUACAGGUGUUUGCUUUGAUCCUGCAAAUGCAGUAGAACACUAUGCAAACCUACUUGCUGAAACAAUUGUAUCUACAUUGUGCUUUCAAAACAUAUUUAGUUCAUAAAAAUUAAAAAACCUUUUCUCAUUAAUUGGAGGAAACACUAUGAGCUUUCACAUAAGAUAAUCAGUAUUUUUGUACAAUCCUCAUAUUAAGUACUCUAUUCCUUUAAGUAAAUCAUGGACUCAGUGACUUCUGUUAAUGAUAUUUUAACUUUGACAAGCUAUGCUCAAAAGUAAGCUUCCAACUGUACUAAUAAUAGAUUACCACUUAAAAAUGCGCAAUUUAAAGGGAAAUAUACACAUCAGUACAAUACAAUUGUAUUGUAAAACUGAACUGUUUAUAAUCCCACUUUGUCCUCUACAGUAUGCACUGGUCAUGAGGAAUCUUGGCCUUUACACCACAAUAAAAUUGUAAGAAACACAAGUCUUGGAGUUCAUGGAGAUGAUUGGAAAGGUCUGCUCUGUAGUAUCAGCCUGCCUGCAUAAGCAAGAAGGCACAAAGUGCUUCUAAGCAGUUGGAAUAAAAAAGUUAUCCAACAUAUUAGUAGCUGAGGAUUGAUUCAGACUUUCAAGAGAUGACAAUAUCUGUCCUAUUUAGUUGAGGAAAUUUUACUUCCCCACCAAGGGUAUUUUGUUAGAUACAUCAACUCCUCUUGGUAGAGUUUAGGAUUUUGUCUUAAUCUAAAUGUACAUUAGCCUCUUACACAAAUCAAUAUCCCUGUCUGAUGUCAUUUGAGAAAUAGAGAUGGUUCUGAUGCAUGAAUCAUCUUAAUGGCACUUACCAGCAAGAUGGCAAUGUUAAGGUUUUAAGUGUAUUUCAUUGGAAGAGCUUUAUUCUCUUGGUUUGAAAUGUUAUGGUUUUGGAUGUGGCCAGAGACUUAAGGUAGUGCCAAAGAGAAUGAUGAUUUUUUUUUGUUAGACUUAAUACAAUGAACCAUUACCCUAAGAAGAAAUCUUCCUUCUUUGCAAUAAUUCCUUGAAAAGCCUGUUAGGCUCAGAAGUGUAUUGACCUAAUAAAAUUAGAGACAGCAGAAGACAGCAUGACCUGUUUCAGAACAGAUCUGAAGUCCUGAGUUUCUGGUUGUGUAUUAAGUUACUUUUCUAGAUAGCUAUGUUUUGUUAAAGAUUCAGUCGGGACUCCUUUUACAUCAGGCUUGAAAUGAAUAUGCAUUGGUUCAUCACGUAAUAAAUGUGCUGCAAGUGAAAAAGUCAGCUGUUGAACUCAAAACAUUCAGUACUUGUCUUUAUCUGUGACUGCCCAUUGCCUGUAAAGUAUAACUAACUUAUUUUCUGUCUAAGUCAUUGAAAUGGGAGUUUGUAUCUGUACCUAAACUUUUUAUACACAAUUCUUCUCACAACAGCAAUGAUAUUAAAAUCUUGACCACCAAUAGCUGUUAUGAUUGUACUACAUUGAGUCCCUGAAAUUGCAAACUACUGCCUGUUUAAAAUAACAUGACAAUGCAAGUGUAUUCACCUCUGCAAUAAGCAUCAGUGCUUAAUAAAAUUGAUCACAAUAAAAAGCUGAUUUACAAAUG